UGUCUGCUAUGCAGACGUCAUCGUCACUCAGAAUGGUGACUGUGGCCUGUUGUCGCCUUGGCCUCGAUCCAGGGAGCCUUCUCUUUCGUUGAGAAAUCUGCCGACUCGGGAGGUCAGCCAUCUCGUCGCCUCGACGUUGCGCUGGGCUGUUUCGAGCUCUCUCAGCGCCCUGCGAAACUCCCUCAUGAGGCGCUGGUGUGCCGAGGGAGACGGUGUCUUCGUCGAGCUCCCUGGUGUCGGUCCCCCUCCUCUCGGAGGUACUCCUCCCCUGCUCGCCCGGACUCGGGCGAAUGUUGCCCGCGCCCUGGUGGGCUGCGUCGGCUCCGAGGGUCCAUCCCGAAGGCGGCUUGCCAGCGUUGGUCGGUUGUCCCUCAGGGCGCCGUUUUCCAUCCGAAGUGCCGGCCGGAAUGGUCGAUUGGGGUUGACCAUCGGCCCGAGAUUCUCCAAAGGAGACCUCUGGCGUGGGGCAUCGUUCGACGAUGCGCGCUGCCGUCUCCGUGCGAGUGCGUUUUGCCGGCCCUCCUGAAGGCCCGUGGCUAUCGCUGACAUUGCCGGGAUGGCGUCUCUUCGGAUGUCUGUGAGCAGACAAAGGUAUCGGCGAGACUCAUCGAGGUUGAGAGUCAAGCUCUCGGGAGGUGCCCCCUCCAAUCGGUGCUCCGCCCUGAUCCGCUCCUGAAGUUG
Messenger RNA from Coniophora puteana RWD-64-598 SS2, 681 nucleotides. RefSeq lists its product as uncharacterized. NCBI's taxonomy places the organism in Eukaryota, Fungi, Basidiomycota, Agaricomycetes, Boletales, Coniophoraceae. The transcript has a single exon. The record is from RefSeq and is a predicted model, not a curated record. The coding region runs from base 185 to 526 and encodes 113 amino acids.